UCUAUUUUCCCAAAAACCAUUUCCUUUUAUGAGAAAAGGGAAAAAAGAAGGGGUGAAAGUCCGAACGGAAAAACUUGGCAUGAUACGACGACGUUCUAUAUUUGUAUCCUACAGAAGAUGAUAGACACGUGGUAAAAGGUGAUUGACUCACAACGAGAAACUGUAGGACAAGUAGCCGUAGGGAAAGAGCAGAUAGUCGCGGGACGCUGGCGAUAGUUCUCUCCACAUUUUCCUCCAUUUUCAAAGCUUCACUUUCUCAGCAGAAAGAAAAAAAGUUACCUCAAAUCUUCUCUAAAGCAUAAGGAAAAACAAUUAUCUCCAUCAAUUAGAAGUAGAAGAAAAUGGGAACAUUGGGCAAAGCAAUCUACACCGUUGGAUUCUGGAUACGAGAAACCGGCCAAGGCCUCGAUCGCCUUGGUUGCCGCCUCCAAGGCAACUAUUACUUCCAAGAACAACUGUCGAGGCAUCGGACGUUGAUGAAUAUAUUCGAUAAAGCUCCUGUUGUCGAUAGAGAUGCCUUUGUGGCACCUAGUGCUUCUAUCAUCGGCGAUGUUCAGCUCGGACGAGGGUCAUCUAUCUGGUAUGGAUGUGUUUUGAGAGGUGAUGUCAAUAGCAUCAGUAUUGGGUCUGGAACAAAUAUCCAAGAUAAUUCCCUUGUUCAUGUUGCAAAAUCUAACUUAAAUGGGAAGGUUUUACCAACUAUUAUUGGAAAUAGUGUUACUGUGGGUCAUAGUGCUGUGUUACAUGGAUGCACUGUUGAGGAUGAAGCAUUUGUUGGUAUGGGGGCUACCCUAUUAGAUGGAGUUUAUGUUGAGAAGCAUGCCAUGGUUGCUGCCGGAGCUCUUGUGAGGCAGAACACUAGGAUCCCUUGCGGAGAGGUUUGGGGAGGUAGCCCAGCCAAGUUCCUGAGGAAGCUAACAGAAGAAGAGAUGGCCUUCAUUUCCCAGUCAGCCCUAAAUUAUUCCAAUUUGGCACAAGUUCAUGCAGCAGAAAAUGCAAAGAGCUUUGAUGAAAUUGAGUUUGAGAAGUUGCUUCGCAAGAAAUUUGCUCGCCGUGAUGAGGAAUAUGAUUCAAUGCUCGGGGUUGUUCGUGAGACACCUCCUGAGCUUAUCCUUCCUGAUAAUAUUAUGCCUGAUAAAGUGGCAAAAACUGCUUAGGAGUUGAAAAUUCCUUUCUACCUUAGUUUUCUUGAGAUUCAAUGUCACUGGAUACUUUGUCAUCUUCGGAUUAUUUACGGAGAAUGGCUGCUUCUCAGUUCCAAUAAUUUUGGGGAGCCUGGCUGAAGUGUUAAAAUUGAAUCAUAAGUUCACACUCAGGUAUAUGGCUGAGCAUAUCGUCUUUAGAUUUAGAAGUUGAACUUCAUUUUGCAAACACAUCUGGAUGUGCAAGCCAUCCAAGGUGGUCUUGUGUAGUUGUAAUUGAGCUUAAUUGCUUUGCUGUUUACCGGAAUAAAAAAAAGUGCAAGCAAUUGUUUCAAAGUUUGCUGCAAGUUGGCACUGUAUCUUGAUUCCUUUAAAGUUUUGAACUUUCGUUUCUUUCCAUCAUAAGAAAGAAGAGAAAAAUCCAAUUUCUAGUGCCCCACUGUCAAAAGCCUUAAAUUUUACAAGUAUUUGUUUGCUCUCGACUAAAGUUAACAACUUGAUUUUAAGAAAAUAUUAGACUUUAUGGCUAUCUGAUUAGUGGGCUAAAACUAAACAUGUCUACGGUGAAGUAAAUUUUUGUGAAAGGCCGGCGCUACCAUUCGGCUUGAAAAGACAGAAUAAGGGCCCUGAGUCCUGACUUGUAAUAAUGCUGUGAUUGUCUCUAGAGUCUAGCCUAUUCUCAUUAGUUGGGCUUGUGUAGAAAAUUACCAGAGGCAUUGUCCAGAGUUUCAAAAACCCAUGUCUGAAAAAGCAUUCUUUUGGGUAGCUUUGAGGUAACGAAAUAGAAAAAUGAAAAUUUGUUUCCCCAAGCUUAGUAAUGAGCUGAAGAAAAAGGAUUGUAAAUCCAUCACUGGUCCAUCUAGAAUUGUUUGUUAAACUAAAAAGGCUACUCAAAACGAAAAUGGAUGGCCAACUCUUGCUUAGCUGAACUCUUAACAUCUAAGAAGCAAAACAUGUUUUUAGUGUCAAUCCAUUAUCCAACCAACAAAACCUAUUAUUUGAUCCCUGAUUCCAACGCAGAAUUAAACUAAUAGGAACCAUUAUAUAACAGUCUGUCUUUGGUCGUUGUUGUUGGCUUCUUUUCUUUUUCCUUUUUCUCUAAACAAACCAGCUAAAUUAUGGCCAAACUUGUAGUUCUUUCAAAACCUAACUUAUGGCGAAACUUGUACGGCUCAGCAACUCCCAUUUUGUUUUUUAACCAAGCAAUUCUCACUUUAUCAACAUGGGAUUUCUAUAGUAUUUCCAUUUUUGUUAUAAUAUAGUCUCACUCUACUCUUCUUCCAAAUCAAUCUUGAUUCUUCAAUUAGUCAUAUUUG
This is a messenger RNA of Durio zibethinus, 2458 nucleotides long. Its product is annotated as gamma carbonic anhydrase 1, mitochondrial-like. The record is from RefSeq and is a predicted model, not a curated record. Lineage: Eukaryota; Viridiplantae; Streptophyta; Magnoliopsida; Malvales; Malvaceae.